UUGUAUUUCAUUAUCUUAUAUAAUGAUUUUACUUGGUGAGGUGUGAAAUUCAAGAUGUGAAACCUUGAAUUUUCCUGAAUUGCUAAUGAAUUAAAUGAUAUUUAUCCCAAAGUUGAAAAAUACAUCCAAACAAUCACAAUCUUGGCUGGUGAGGAAUGCGAUUUCUGACUGCUGGUAAAUGCUGUAUUGAUUUGCAAAAUAUGGGUAUUAUUAAAUAGUUCAAGAUCAUCCUCUUUUUCGGCCAACUACACACUUUGCUAUACCCGAGCGCGUAUAGCAUUAAAUUGAUACUUUCACUCGUUGGCCGAGCAGACGGAUUUAGUGAAUUUUUUAAAUUUCCAAUCUGCACACGUACAGGCCGAAUACACUGUUACAUCAGAGGACGUUGAAGAGUGCAGUUAUUCAGUGAAGAUUAGUGCAUUUUAGAAAUUUCGCUAUGCUAAAUAAGGUAAUUGUGCUGUGCUGUUGCUUAUCAGCUACUGUAGCUGAUAUAGGAAGCGAAAGCGUCGUUACUCUUCCACCUGCACCUAAACCAUACGCGUUUGGUUAUGCUGCCGGAAGAUUUCCUGGGCACAUAGAUAGGACUCAUUCAGAAGUAUCUGAUGGAUCAGGGGUAGUCCAUGGUUCCUACGCCUAUGUAGAUCCCAGUUUCCAAAUCCGCAAAGUAGAUUAUAUUGCGGAUCACAACGGAUUUCACCCUGUUUUGAAUAAGAACGCCCCUGCUCUUCCAAACGACACGCCCGUAGUGGCUGCUGCUAAAGAAAUGCAUUUAGUUCAAUAUGCCAGAAUUGCUGAUCAACAUCAACAUGUGGCUCAAGGAGUGGUAGUGCCGCAAGAUUCCAACGCAGUCGAAUAUGCCAAAAACAAGCACCUGUAUCUGUUUCAAAAAAUUGCCGAAGAGCAUGCAAGAAUAGCGGCCGAAAGGGAAGCUCUCAAAUUAGCCCAGCACCCUAAUUCUUUAGAACAGGAAGGAGAUUACUAAAUUCCCCAAAUCCUAAAAAAUAUACAUUGUGUUAAUCAGGUACACAUCAUUCAUAUUAUGUGGAUGUCGUUUUUAAGUUUUUUAGCUUGCUCAAACUGCUACACCGUAAAACAUUUUUCAAACAAACCUACAGCAAUAAAUAAUAAAACAACGAUUUUAGAGUUAUAGAAAAUAUCUUUAUAUUGAAGGCAAUAAAUAUCAAACACAUCACUAACAAAAGCAAUGCUCUGACAUCGAUUCAUAGAUUCAAUAAACCAUUAUUUUCUUUGUACAAUAAUUUAACUAUAUAGGUAUAUGUACAAAAGAAAACUGAAAGAAAAAGGUCACUUUGGGAAAUAUUAUAACAACUUCUAGAAUACAGAGUUGUUUAAAGGAAGGAUACAAUUCGGAGACCGCUGAGGAACUGCGUAUUGUGCAAUGGUCAUAUGGGCCCCUAAAAACUUACAAACUAAACAAUACGAUUAACUAAAAAGUACGCGCAGUCUUCCCCAACUUAAUUACAUUUUCUAUAUUUGGUUUUUAUAAAUAUUUAUCUGCAAACAUUAAUACCGGGAAGACUCCGAACUGAAAAAGUAAAUGAUAUAAACCAAUUUGUUAUUAUACUGCUAAGCUAACAGGCGCGAAUUCUCUUGCCAUUUAUAGAUAAGAGUUUAAAAUUUACAAUACAACUUAAGAAACAUCAGUACAAAAACAGUAUUUUUUCAGUAAUAAAUUGAUUGAAAAUAAACAAUAAGAGAUACAAGUAAAUGGUUACGUGUAACGGGCAAUAAGAGAUACAAGUAUCUCUAUAUAUUGCUUGUAUCUGUUAUUGUGUAAUUUAAGACAUACUAUAAUACAAGAGGAUAAACAUAGAAAUGGUUUUGUAAGUAUUUGCGAGCUAUAAUCAGACUAAGUAUUUUAUAUCAAUUCGAUAGCUUAAGAACUUGUAGUGUAAUGUGUGAAUUAAACGAAAUUUAUUUAAAA
This is a messenger RNA of Dendroctonus ponderosae (mountain pine beetle), 1945 nucleotides long. RefSeq names its product cuticle protein 18.6 (gene Cpr57A). Gene Ontology annotation, cellular component: chitin-based extracellular matrix. The record is from RefSeq and is a predicted model, not a curated record. The transcript is spliced from 4 exons. The coding region runs from base 437 to 982 and encodes 181 amino acids. Gene Ontology annotation, molecular function: structural constituent of chitin-based larval cuticle. NCBI's taxonomy places the organism in Eukaryota, Metazoa, Arthropoda, Insecta, Coleoptera, Curculionidae.